GGAGGGUAAGAUUUUCUCUCUAGAUUGAAAAAGUCGACAGGCACACAGAAAUCCGGAGAAGAAUGGGAAGAGAAGAAAAACCAUAGAACUGAUUGCCACUACUUUGCCCUCACCAGCCUCAACAUCGCAAAAGAAAGGGAUUCUCGUUUUACACCUCACCCACCCAUCAUGGCGGCCACUGCCUUCGACCAGCUACGAUCGCUCUUCCCCGAGAACACGAACGAUAAGGUGGUGACUCCCAUCGACAACGACAGCGACAAGUACCAAGCUGCGGUUUCAAGUCCCUGGUCGCAGACUUGCUGGAUCCCCGCAGCAGGGUAUAUCUACCUGAGUUCCGUUCAGGAACUGAUCGAGGCGCUGGCCAUCGUGCGAAAGACUGGCACCAAGUUUGCCAUCCGCACCACCGGCCACAACCCUAACGCCGGGUUCAGCAGUGCCGACGAGACGGCCGUCCUAGUGACGACCAAUGAAGGCGAGGUCUAUGCUUGGCUGGAGGAGCGGGGGUUAUCCGCCAUUGGGGGGAGGGAUCCGCAGGUGGGCUUGGGAGGGUUUCUCUUGGGGGGUGGUAUGGGGGCUUUGCCUAAUCUGUAUGGGCUUGGUGCAGAUGGGGUGAGGAACUUUGAGGUCCUGCUCGCCGACGGCCGUCUCGUCAACGCCAACGCGAAUGAGAACUCCGAUCUCUACCGCGCCCUGAAGGGCGGUGGCUCGAAUUUUGGCAUCGUGACCCGGUUCGACCUCGCAACCCAUCCUCUGAUCAAUGUCCAAUACACGAUCAACCUCUACAGCCCUGAAGAUCACGUGGCGAUCAAUCGGGCUACCGUGGCAGUCCAACAGGCCAUGGAGGAAGAUCCCAAGAUUGGGCUGUUCACUACCUUCAACAAUGGCUUUGUCGCGGUGGGCUUGCUCUACGGAGACCACCCGGCCGAAGCCCCCAAGGCCUUCGAGCCGUUCCAAACCCUGAAAAGCCUGGUAGCGACGGCGCUGCCUUUUACGAAUGGCACGCUCCUGUCGCUCGCCCAGGCUAUGGGCCACCCCCAAAUAGCCCAGAAGCGGCGUAUCUGCAAAAUUAGCACCCAGGUUUCGCACGAUCUCUACGAAGAAGUGUUCAAGGCCUGGGGUGAGGUCAGCAAGACUCUCCCGACGGGCGCCGUUCUACAUUAUACCAUUCAGCCAUUUGGUAAGGCAGGUGUCCGAGUUGGCAAAGAUCGUGGAGAGAACAUCAUGGGUCAUGAAGAUGUUCCACAGUGCUGGUGGGUCUUCACCUGUGAGUGGCCUAAGGACGGUAGUGAUGAUGCCGCGGCGCAGAACGCCAUCGAAACCAUGUCGGAAACGGUGCAGUCUCUGGCCAAGGCCAGGGGAAUCCUCCUAGAUUUCAAGUGUAUGAGCUUUGCUACCGCCACGCAGGAGGUUCUGGGCAGCUACGGGGCCGAGAAUGUCAGGCGGAUCCAGGAAGUGGCGGCGAAAUAUGACCCCGAAGGCGUCUUUCAGAAGCUGCAGAAUGGUGGCUUCCUUUUGCGCGACAAUAUCUAGUUUCUUGUCCCGCAUGUGAGCGAGAAUCGGGAGGAGGAGGAGGAGGAGGAAAACCCUGAUGGUGUCGGAUAGCAAUGUCGAUCUCUUUUAUUUUUCUCAGCG
Aspergillus homomorphus CBS 101889 is the source of this 1632-nucleotide messenger RNA. RefSeq names its product FAD-binding oxidoreductase. Gene Ontology annotation, molecular function: flavin adenine dinucleotide binding. NCBI's taxonomy places the organism in Eukaryota, Fungi, Ascomycota, Eurotiomycetes, Eurotiales, Aspergillaceae. The transcript has 7 exons. The record is from RefSeq and is a predicted model, not a curated record. Bases 169 to 1530 code for a protein of 453 amino acids.